Molecule: messenger RNA, 1091 nt
Organism: Rhodamnia argentea
Lineage: Eukaryota; Viridiplantae; Streptophyta; Magnoliopsida; Myrtales; Myrtaceae
Product: heterogeneous nuclear ribonucleoprotein F
Exons: 2
Coding region: 152-952 (266 amino acids)
Cellular component (GO): ribonucleoprotein complex
Molecular function (GO): RNA binding
Source: RefSeq, a predicted model, not a curated record
UUUUAUCUGGUCGCCAGCGUCGGAACUCCCGCACCGAUUAGGGUUCGUCUCUCUGUGCCAUCGCAACCAAGGCUUGACCAGGAAGAGCAGUCGGCGAUCGUUCUCUAAGAUCGAAUCGCACCAGCUUCCGUUGAUUCGAAACAUCGCAGACAUGUACGGAUCCAGAGGGGCAAUGUUGGGAGGCGGGGGGGUGUCAGAUGGGUACGAGGUCGGCUCAAAGAGACAAAGAAUGAUGGAAUCGAAUCCCUACUUCGCAGUGAGCAGCGGUCCAGGUGGAUAUCAACCUUUUGGAUAUGGUGGUGGCUUUCAACCCCCUUCUUUUCCAGUUGUUCGUCUGAGGGGACUACCCUUCAACUGCACGGACAUUGACAUCUACAAGUUCUUUGCUGGACUUGACAUAGUGGAUGUGCUGCUGGUCAAUAAGAAUGGACGCUUCUCAGGGGAGGCCGUUGUUGUCUUUGCAGGAAACAUGCAUGUUGAGUUUGCCCUGCAGAGAGAUCGACAAAAUAUGGGACGUCGCUACGUGGAAGUUUUUAGGUGCAAGAGGCAAGAUUACUACAAUGCUGUCGCUGCAGAAGUUAACUAUGAAGGGAUCUAUGAUACUGACUACUUGGAAAAUCCUACGCCAGCUCCAUCUGGUCCGAAAAGGUUUGAUGAUAAGGACCAAAUGGAAUUCACUGAAAUAUUGAAGAUGCGUGGACUUCCUUUCUCUGUGAAGAAGCCUGAAAUAAUUGAAUUCUUCAAAGAGUAUGAGGUGGUAAAAGACAGGAUACACAUAGCUUGCAGGCCAGAUGGCAAAGCAACUGGAGAGGCAUUUGUGGAGUUUACCUCUGCAGAAGAGGCCAGGAGAGCUAUGGGCAAGGAUAAAAUGACCAUCGGGUCAAGGUAUGUGGAGCUGUUCCCUUCAACUCGUGAUGAGGCUAGAAGGGCAGAGUCAAGGUCCAGACAGUGAUGAAUAUAGUGAGGAUGAGGGGUUUUGUCAUCCACUGAGGUUAAGCUUUGUAAUUCCUAGCUUAAAUGUCACUUUUCAUAGCCUUGUGAACCUUUUACUUGACAAUGGAAGUUGCCUUUGAACAGUUUUGCAUUGCUAA